Messenger RNA from Lutzomyia longipalpis, 1728 nucleotides. RefSeq names its product O-phosphoseryl-tRNA(Sec) selenium transferase. The record is from RefSeq and is a predicted model, not a curated record. The transcript is spliced from 2 exons. The coding region runs from base 47 to 1471 and encodes 474 amino acids. NCBI's taxonomy places the organism in Eukaryota, Metazoa, Arthropoda, Insecta, Diptera, Psychodidae. Gene Ontology annotation, molecular function: tRNA binding; O-phosphoseryl-tRNA(Sec) selenium transferase activity. Gene Ontology annotation, biological process: conversion of seryl-tRNAsec to selenocys-tRNAsec; selenocysteine incorporation.
AAAAAAAAAAAAAAAAAAAAAAGUAUUUAUUUUUCCAUUUUCCACAAUGAAUGAACAAAAUUUGAUGGGUUAUUUUAAGGACCCUCCUACAACGGGAUACGUUAGAAAUGCUCUGGAUGCGAUGCGUCACCGUGAUAAUAAGAUUCAGGAGAUUUUGGAGCAGAGGAAAUUGCCAGAAGAAGGAUGGGAUGAUGAUGUGAUUGAGUACAUUGUCCGGGAACUAUCGCAAAUGGAUACAAAUCGCUUUCCCUUUGGCUCGGGUGCUGGAGAGAGGGAGGGUAGGAUGUAUAGCAAUGUUGUGGCAAGGAGGCAUUUUGGGUUUGCACAUGGAAUAGGCCGUUCGGGGGAUUUGUCGGAGGCUCAACCAAAGGCAAUUGGAGCUACAAUUCUCAGUGAUAUUACUAAUAGAAUGCUUCGGGAUCUCGUCCGCCUGGCUGGUCUGCGAAAGGCUAAGAAGUGCAUGAUGGUACCCAUGGCUACGGGGAUGACCCUCAUGUUCACCAUGCUGCAUUUUCAGCGCACGCGGAAGCUUCCGGAGGACCCAAAGAUUGUCCUUUGGUCACGAAUUGAUCAGAAAUCUUGCUUCAAGAGCAUGACUUCUGGGGGAUUCCAUCCACUGAUUAUUGACACCAUUCGUCGGGGGGAUCUCCUUUGUACGGAUGUGGAGGCAUUCAGAAGGGAGAUUGAGUCAUUGGGGGCUAAUAAUAUUCUUUGUAUUAUGUCCACAACGAGUUGCUUUGCUCCCAGGGGAUGUGAUGACAUCAUAGCCCUGGCUAAGCUGGCACAGGAACACGGUAUUCCACAUCUUGUAAACAAUGCUUAUGGGCUGCAGAGUAGCCUGUGUACGCAUCAGAUUGAACAGGCUGUCCGGCUGGGUGGAAGGGUGGAUUACGUUGUGCAGAGCACAGAUAAGAAUCUCAUGGUUCCUGUUGGAGGUUCCAUUGUGGUGGCCUUUGAGGAGGGAAAAAUUGAAAAGUUGGCCAAAACUUAUCCCGGAAGAGCGUCCAUUUCCCAAACAAUCGAUGUCUUCAUAACUCUCCUAUCAAUGGGGCAACAGGGCUUCAUGAAACUGCUGCAGCAGCAAAAGGAAUGCUUUGCAAAGCUCGUGGAGAUAUUCCAGCAGAUCGCCAAGGAGUGUGGGGAGAAAGUUCUCGAGACUCAAGCGGGAAAUCGCAUUUCCCUCACCCUCACCUUGACCACAUUCACGCAGAACGAUCGUGCUACAGAAGUUGGGUAUCGGCUCUACCGGGCUGGCAUCACCGGAGCCAGGGUCGUUCCAAAAGGUGAAACAAAGACCAUUGAGGGGUACACCUUUGAAAAUUGGGGCGGACACACCUCAACAGCCUCAAAUGCUCCCUACAUAACCGCCGCAGCGGCCAUUGGAUGCGAACCCCAUGAGAUACAGAGACUCUUCCGGAAGCUCAAGUCGAUUCUUGUGGAAAUUCGCAAGGAAAUAUCCCUAAUUCCAUAAGAGAAGCAUUUUAUGUUACAUCGCCGCUCACUGAUCACCUCAAUUUAUACAAUUUUUAUCAAACCCCGAUGUUGGGAGUUUUGUCGAGAACAAUUUGGACCGCUCCCAUUUCCUGCUUUGGAGUUCACGGGCCGCAGAAGACAAAAGUCACAUGGAUGAGAUACUCUGCCCAGAGAUAUUGGGUUUCUCGCUCUCGCUUCUUCGGGGAAUAAAUGGAUUGAAAAUGAAAUAAAAAAAAACAACGUUGCAUAUUGAAA